Dalotia coriaria is the source of this 2223-nucleotide messenger RNA. RefSeq names its product Prolyl 3-hydroxylase sud1 (gene sud1). The transcript is spliced from 5 exons. The record is from RefSeq and is a predicted model, not a curated record. Gene Ontology annotation, molecular function: peptidyl-proline dioxygenase activity; iron ion binding; L-ascorbic acid binding. NCBI's taxonomy places the organism in Eukaryota, Metazoa, Arthropoda, Insecta, Coleoptera, Staphylinidae. Gene Ontology annotation, cellular component: cytoplasm. Gene Ontology annotation, biological process: regulation of translational termination; peptidyl-proline hydroxylation.
AUAACCUUAUUCUCAAACUGUUGUGCGGCUUGUGGUUUGUUUUGCGUGUUGUUUAUCCCGAAUGUUUAAUUUUUCUGCAAUUGUGCUCGUGGUGUCCAGCCAACCAUAAUGAAUGACGAAACUAGCAACAGCAACGACGUCAUCGAAAUAUCUGACGAUAGUUGCGAGGCAAUUUACGAUUCUGGCGCAGGUGCCUCUGGUAGUGGUACUUCAGGGGUAAAAAGGCCCACAUUCGAUUCUGACGAUGAUUAUGAUUCGGACGAAAGCGACGAUGUGCAAUUUAUUGAAGAAGAGUCUGAAGAAAGUGAACCUGAAUAUGAAUGUGACUUCUGGGAUAAUGAUUGUGUGAUUUCCAAUGUUACAAUUACUACAAAACUUAUUCAAGGAAUACAUCACACAAAAUAUAUCUCACUGCCAGAGCCCAAUGAUAUAAAAAGACAAAAAUUAAGUGUGGAACUUAAUGAGCAGCUUAGUAAUGAAAUAAACUUUAAAAGUAUCAAAGAAAACUACCUAAACGACAACGCGUUUGAGGAGAAAAACUGUGAAUUGAUCACAGAUCCAUGGAAAGUCUUAGUGAUCAAUAAUGUAGUUGAUGAUGUGUCAAUACUUGAUAAAGUUCGUCAUGAAUUUAACGAAAUCGAUUGGAAUAUUCGAACAAUGGACCUAUAUGAGUUCAAUCAGUCAGAAGACUUGAAAAACAUUCAUGAGGAACACAUUGGACUAGUUUAUGACUUUUUGAAAGGUGAUUUAAUGUCCUGGGUUUCAAAAUUAACCAAUCUUGAAUUAGUACAAGUAUCGGCGACGUGCAGUUUCUAUAGCGAUACUGACUUUCUUCUUGUGCAUGACGAUCAACGAGAUACGAGAGCUGUCGCGUUUGUGCUGUACCUGACGGGGAAGGAGGGUUGGUGUGCUGACUGGGGCGGGUGUUUGCAAUUAUUGAAUGCCGAUGAAGAUAUUCAACCCCUGAAAGUUACUAAAAAUAUUCUACCGCGUAAUAAUCAAUUGGUUUUGUUUCCUGUCUCGGAUCGAUCAUAUCAUCAAGUAAGUUUUGUUUGCAUUACAAUGUAAAACUUCUGCCGUUUGAGUAUCAACGGCUGGUUUCAUACCAAAGAACCACUAACCUUUGAAACGCCCAUCUACAAACCGCCAAGCGAUGGUUUAUACGGGACGACGUUGCUUGAGCCGAUAGAAGACGAUUGCGUCCUUGCUGAUUACAUCGACGAUGGUUAUCUGGUUGACGAUACCGUCACAUCGAUACAGCAAUAUAUCGAAGAACACUCCGAGAUGUCUUUAGAACUCUAUUUCAAAGAGGAAGAGUUCUUUGCUGUCUUCGACGAUUUGGUAUCACCAGAAAUAAAAUGGAAGCAAAUGGGUCCACCAAAUCGCCGCAACUACGAGUACAUCGCUAAUGAUUCUGAUCUUCCUCCAAAGUUGAAAAAAUUCAUAUCCGUUUUAAAAUCGAAAACAUUUUUCUCUUGCUUAGAUCAGUACACAGGGUUAGAAUUGCGAAAAAUGAAGUGGGAGUUUCAAAAAUGGACGCCGGGUUCCUACUCCUUAAUAACCCAAGAUAACGCAGAUAGACUGGAUGUUAUGUUCUGCGUCGGCGACACUUCGAUCGUCGGGGGUAAAACGCACUAUGUUACACUGGACGAUGAGGUUCAGAACGCACUUAUCACCACCGGUUGUGAGGUGAAUUAUUUAAAUCUUGUUUAUGGAGACACGGCGCGUUACACGUCGCUAAUCAGCAAAUACAGCAAGACAUCGAGCUUCUACAUGUUCGUCGCCUCGUAUUUUGAGGACAGCGAAGAGAAAUCUAAAAAUAAGGAAGUUGUUGAUUUGAACACUAGUAGUGAUUUAAACGCUAAAGUAGAAGAUGACAAAACUGCACCAGCUACAACUGUAUCAACUGAUGGCGCGGGGGAUAACCUUAGCAAAGAGAACAAUGUUGAAUCUAAAACGAUGUUAAAUGACACAAUAGAACCCGCGACGUCAGAACCCCCCAAGACGGAAUAACGUAGCCCAUUAGACGUAAAAUUCUAAAAUAUUGUGCGUAUCAUGGUCAGAAAUGUGUCAUCACCCGAAUUAUGAAGUUUCAUUGGUUCAUUGAUCGUUUAUUCGUAAAAUAACCGGCCGACAUAUUUUUGUAACAGGUAAGCGUCCAUGUCGGCCAUCUUUGUUUAUCUAAUAAAAAAAAGUUUUAAUAAAAAAUAAACAUACACAAUA